This is a messenger RNA of Penaeus indicus, 4815 nucleotides long. It is a transcript of the gene RagC-D, whose product is annotated as ras-related GTP-binding protein C-like. NCBI's taxonomy places the organism in Eukaryota, Metazoa, Arthropoda, Malacostraca, Decapoda, Penaeidae. Gene Ontology annotation, biological process: negative regulation of autophagy; cellular response to starvation. The record is from RefSeq and is a predicted model, not a curated record. Gene Ontology annotation, molecular function: GTPase activity; GTP binding. The coding region runs from base 44 to 1195 and encodes 383 amino acids. The transcript has 8 exons. Gene Ontology annotation, cellular component: Gtr1-Gtr2 GTPase complex; lysosome; nucleus.
GUUUACGAAAAUCAUAUGAUCCGACACAAACUCCUCCUCAGACAUGGCAUCCUACACGCAAGAUGAUGAUGACCACUAUCGCUCGGAGUUCAGCUCCAGCUACGUGGUGGGAUCCUUCCCCAAGGACUUUGUGUAUGGGCCAGACGACCCCGACCAGGAUAUCACCACCAUCCUCUCGCCCGACCAGAAGCCCAAGAUCCUGCUUAUGGGUCUGCGGAGGAGUGGAAAGUCCUCCAUACAGAAGGUCGUAUUCCACAAGAUGACCCCCAAUGAGACCCUGUUCCUGGAAUCGACCAACAAAAUAGAGUCGGAAAACAUAUCCAAUUCAUCCUUCGUGCAGUUCAAGAUCUUGGACUUUCCCGGACAGAUAGAUUUCUUUGAGCCUUCUUUCGAUUCCGAGAAGAUUUUUGGGGGACAGGGAGCCCUCGUCUUCGUUAUAGAUGCACAAGAUGAUUACAUGGAAGCCCUACAGCGGUUACACCAGACAGUCCUAAGAGCACACAAAGUGAAUCCGCAUCUACGAUUCGAGGUGUUCAUUCACAAGGUUGACGGCCUCUCGGAUGACACUAAGAUUGAGACCCAGCGAGACAUCCAUCAGAGAGCCAAUGACGAUCUCAUAGAUGCAGGCAUGGAACAGAUUCACCUGAGCUUCUAUUUAACUUCCAUUUAUGACCAUAGUAUAUUUGAAGCUUUUAGUAAAGUUGUACAGAAACUGAUCCCUCAGUUACCAACACUGGAGAACCUCCUGAACAUCUUUAUAUCAAAUUCUGGAAUAGAAAAAGCUUUCCUGUUUGAUGUACUCUCCAAAAUCUACAUAGCCACUGAUUCUUCCCCAGUAGACAUGCAGAGCUAUGAAUUGUGUUGUGAAAUGAUAGAUGUUGUUAUUGAUAUCUCUGACAUCUAUGGAAAAGAUGAAGGAGUGCAAGUACAGUUCGACAAGGAAAGUUCCAGUAUCAUCAAGCUGAAUAACCAGACAAUUCUCUAUUUGCGAGAAGUUAGCCGAUACUUAGCCCUAGUUUGCAUACUUAGGGAGGACAACUUUGACAGACAAGGUCUGAUCGACUACAAUUUCCUCUGCUUCCGAAAUGCAAUCCAGGAGGUGUUCGACGUGCGAACCAACCAGCUGCAGCAGCUGAACCACAACACCUCUACGCCACACCACCAGACCAACCACACGAAUGGUCCUACUUCCUAGUACACCCUCAGCAUCUAUCACUAGCACACCACCAUCCACCACCACUCAUUUCUUACUCACUGUUGAUGCCUCUCUCAUCCUCCUGCUGACGUCAUUCUGCACACUCACGGAAGAGCCUGAAAAGUCCUUGUAUGUGGCCUUCGGAUGUGUUUGAUGGUGAGUGGUGGCACACUCUGGGGUUACCAGGCUGCUGUCAGUGAGGUGACUGACACCUUGUUGGUUGACAAGGUUGCAGUACGACAAGCAACAUCACAUUUUCAUGCCGUAUUGGAAAGUUCAUUUAUGGAAGAAUGCUUAAAGGAUGUGUGGCAAUAUUUGACCUGAUUUUCUCUCUCUCUCUUUUUUAUGUAAACCACUUAGCCAAAAUUAUGUCAGCUUUUUUUUCUUUGUUUUUCCUGAAUAGUAUAAGCUUUAAUUUUUUUUUUUUUCACUUAGAAAUGAUUUGCAAAUAACUGUAUCAAUUAUCAUAUUGAUAAUUUAUGAUACUGAUGUAAGCAGACACACUGUCCUUUUCAAAAUCAGACCAUUAAGAUUUAUCACCAAAACCAAGGGCAUAAUAGUUAUAACAUUCAUAGCAUUUAGUGAGUGAGAUAGUUUAGUAGUGAUGCUGUUGUUCCUGUAGAAUUAAUUGAAUUAUCUGUUUAGGAUUUGGAAGUUUGAGUUAGCAAAAGGCUGAGGGGACUAUCUUUCUUUUUUCUAUUUUUUUACCAAUUGGUAUUUUGAAUAUAUUUAUACCAUGAACACCUCUCUUUAUUUAUUUUGAUAUGAAUAGAAGGGUGGACAGAUAUUAUAAACAUAUUUUAUUUAUUUUUGUAGAUAUUUAUUAUUACAGUAUGAUUAUUCUUGCUCAUAUCUAAUGCCAGUAUAUUGUUUUUAGUUUGUAACAUUAGUUGUUUCUUCAUUUUUAUUAUUUUACUAGCUGAUGUUGAGUAGAUGAUUUGACAGUGUUUUGACAUCUUUAUCCAUCAACUUGUUUUUUUUUUUUUUAGACAAGAUAAUUUCCAUAGAUUUGCCACAAGGUCAUUUUGCUGUUGAUGUAUAUUCACAACAGCAUGGAAAAUAUUUCAACAAACAAUGGACAGGCAACCUUUAAUUUUUUCUUCUGCACUUUUGUGUGUGGUGAUUUAUUUCACAUAAAUCUGAUAAUGAAAGCAAGUUUUGAAAUAAUGUUCAGUUAGAGAAAAUAUAUAACCCCCCAAAAAAAUCUUUUUAUUUAGGUUUAGGGAUUUUUGAUCAGUAAAGUGGAGGGCAGCGUUUGGAAAAGGAAAAUGAUAUUAUAGUUGGCUUUAAUUUGUCUCUACUCAAAUUGUUAAGACGUACAUUUAUAUUUUUUGUUAGGUGUUUUUCUCGACUUUUUCAAAAAAGUUUUUUAGAAAAUCACCAAACAACAUUUUGCGGGUUUCUAACAGUGCUUUCAGAUGCAAUGAUUGAUUGGCAACAUAAUUGUAAAUACAUUGGUACACCAUAGAUAAUGAAAGAUUGGAAGUUUAUAAGUUUGCUAAAGUGUACCAUAGGCUUACUAGAUACAGCAUUGUGUGUACUUUUUUCACAAUAAAGAUUAUUGAAAUACUAAAAUAAUAAUAGCAUUAUAUGAAAAAUGGCAUUUAUAAAUAUGUGAGUUACAUGAUUAAGCUUAUUUGUAGUCAAAAGGCUGACAGGAAAUUUAGGACAGUAGUAAAAAAAAAUAUGAAUUGAAGGAAAAAGUAAAGGAGAGACAGAAAGAGGGAGAGGAGAAGGAGAGAGGAAAAGAAAAAUUAAUUGGCAAUUUGUAUGCCUUUUUUUUUUUUCUUUGUUUUUCCUGAAUAGUAUAAGCUUUAAUUUUUUUUUUUUUUCACUUAGAAAUGAUUUGCAAAUAACUGUAUCAAUUAUCAUAUUGAUAAUUUAUGAUACUGAUGUAAGCAGACACACUGUCCUUUUCAAAAUCAGACCAUUAAGAUUUAUCACCAAAACCAAGGGCAUAAUAGUUAUAACAUUCAUAGCAUUUAGUGAGUGAGAUAGUUUAGUAGUGAUGCUGUUGUUCCUGUAGAAUUAAUUGAAUUAUCUGUUUAGGAUUUGGAAGUUUGAGUUAGCAAAAGGCUGAGGGGACUAUCUUUCUUUUUUCUAUUUUUUUACCAGUUGGUAUUUUGAAUAUAUUUAUACCAUGAACACCUCUCUUUAUUUAUUUUGAUAUGGAUAGAAGGGUGGACAGAUAUUAUAAACAUAUUUUAUUUAUUUAUUUAUUUUUUUUAGAUAUUUAUUAUUACAGUAUGAUUAUUCCUGCUCAUAUCUAAUGCCAGUAUAUUGUUUUUAGUUUGUAACAUUAGUUGUUUCUUCAUUUUUAUUAUUUUACUAGCUGAUGUUGAGUAGAUGAUUUGACAGUGUUUUGACAUCUUUAUCCAUCAACUUGUUUUUUUUUUUUUAGACAAGAUAAUUUCCAUAGAUUUGCCACAAGGUCAUUUUGCUGUUGAUGUAUAUUCACAACAGCAUGGAAAAUAUUUCAACAAACAAUGGACAGGCAACCUUUAAUUUUUUCUUCUGCACUUUUGUGUGGUGAUUUAUUUCACAUAAAUCUGAUAAUGAAAGCAAGUUUUGAAAUAAUGUUCAGUUAGAGAAAAUAUAUAACCCCCCCAAAAAAUCUUUUUAUUUAGGUUUAGGGAUUUUUGAUCAGUAAAGUGGAGGGCAGCGUUUGGAAAAGGAAAAUGAUAUUAUAGUUGGCUUUAAUUUGUCUCUACUCAAAUUGUUAAGACGUACAUUUAUAUUUUUGUUAGGUGUUUUUCUCGUCUUUUUCAAAACAAUUUUUAGAAAAUCACUAAACAACAUUUUGCGGGUUUCUAACAGUGCUUUCAGAUGCAAUGAUUGAUUGGCAACAUAAUUGUAAAUACAUUGGUACACCAUAGAUAAUGAAAGAUUGGAAGUUUAUAAGUUUGCUAAAGUGUACCAUAGGCUUACUAGAUACAGCAUUGUGUGUACUUUUUUCACAAUAAAGAUUAUUGAAAUACUAAAAUGAUAAUAGCAUUAUAUGAAAAAUGGCAUUUAUAAAUAUGUGAGUUACAUGAUUAAGCUUAUUUGUAGUCAAAAGGCUGACAGGAAAUUUAGGACAGUAGUAAAAAAAAAUAUGAAUUGAAGGAAAAAGUAAAGGAGAGACAGAAAGAGGGAGAGGAGGAGAGAGGAAAAGAAAAAUUAAUUGGUAAUUUGUAUGCCUUUUUUUUUUUUCUUUCUUUCUUUCUUUUUUUUUUGUGAAAAAUGAAAUAAAAAAAUACAUGUACCCUCUUCCAUGGCCAAUAUUUGUUGGUUAGAGAUGUCAGUAACUAGAGCAUUGCAUAUUCAGGUUUUCUGCAAUAACAUCGUGAAUUAAAUUAUGUAUGCUGGAAUUUUCAGUCAGCGUUAUCUUCUUAUUUGUAUUAUGGGAGAAUGAUUUUGGUCCCAUUUGUUGAAUUUUGAAGAUAGGCCUUUUGUUAGUCUUCUCGCAUAAAGCUUUAAGUAAACGCAGUAUAUUUUGAUUACGUGGGUUUCUCUGAAGUUUCUGUUAUCAUUAUUAUUAUUAUUAUUGUUAUUAUUAUUAUUAUUAUUAUUAUUAUUGUUAUUAUUAUUAUUAUUAUUAUUAUUAUUAUUGUUAUUAUUAUUAUUAUUAUUAUUAUUAU